This is a messenger RNA of Mangifera indica (mango), 654 nucleotides long. Its product is annotated as germin-like protein subfamily 1 member 17. The record is from RefSeq and is a predicted model, not a curated record. NCBI's taxonomy places the organism in Eukaryota, Viridiplantae, Streptophyta, Magnoliopsida, Sapindales, Anacardiaceae. Bases 4 to 654 code for a protein of 216 amino acids. Gene Ontology annotation, cellular component: cell wall. Gene Ontology annotation, molecular function: manganese ion binding. The transcript is spliced from 2 exons.
GCCAUGAAAAAUUUUCUUUUGGCUUUUGUCCUCUUGGCGUCAGUUUCCUCAUUUGCUUCUGCUUUCGAUCCCGCUCCUCUUCAGGACUUCUGUGUAGCCAUUGAUGACCCCUUGCACGGUGUGUUUGUGAAUGGGAAGUUCUGCCAGGACCCUAAUCUUGCGAAGGCUGAGAACUUCUCCUUUUCAGUUAAAAUGCCUGGAAACACAAACAAUUCAGUUGGUUCAAAUGUCACAGCUGUAACUGUAGAUCAAAUUCCAGGACUUAACACUCUUGGCAUAUCAGCUGCUCGCAUUGACUUUGCACCUUAUGGCGAAAACCCACCUCACACUCAUCCUCGUGCCACUGAGAUUCUUGUAGUCUUAGAGGGCACUCUUCUUGUUGGGUUCAUCACUUCCGAUCCCAACCGCACACUUAUCACCAACGUUCUUAACAAGGGUGAUGUGUUUGUCUUCCCCGUAGGUCUCAUUCACUUUCAAGUCAAUAUUGGAAAAACAAAUGCUAUUGCCUUUUCUGGUUUGAAUAGCCAAAACCCUGGUGUCAUCACAAUUGCGAAUGCAACGUUUGGAUCAAAUCCUCCCAUUAAUCCAAGUUUUCUCUCCAAGGCCUUCAUGUUAGACGCAAAAGUGGUGAAAGAUCUCCAAACAAAAUUCUAG